Molecule: messenger RNA, 1662 nt
Organism: Spodoptera litura
Lineage: Eukaryota; Metazoa; Arthropoda; Insecta; Lepidoptera; Noctuidae
Product: N-acylneuraminate-9-phosphatase
Biological process (GO): N-acetylneuraminate biosynthetic process; dephosphorylation
Molecular function (GO): N-acylneuraminate-9-phosphatase activity
Source: RefSeq, a predicted model, not a curated record
GCUAGCUAUCGCUGUGACGUCAUCACAAAGCAGCUGUUUUUUUCCCUUGCGUUACACCACUCGCUCGUCCGCAAAAAUGGCAAAUAAUUCGUAUUAUGGAGAAAAUAGUGAUGUUGCAGCUAUAUUUUUUGAUUUAGACAACACAUUAAUACAAACAAGAAAAGGGGAUACUCGAGCCUGCAAUAAGAUUAUAGAAAUACUGCAGCAGCAAUAUGGGUUGAGUCAAGAAGCUGCAGUGGAGAGCGGGACAAACUUCCUCCGCGCGUUCAGGGCACGCCCUGACGAUGACACGUACGCUCUGGAUGAGUGGCCGGCUCACCUCUGGCGUAACUGCCUGCCAAAGAACUAUAGACAUAUCGCCAAAAAUAUAUCAACCGAAUGGGUAAAAUUAAGGUUUCAGUGUUUGGCUCUAACAAACGAAGUGAUACAUCUGUUGGAAACACUGCGGGAGGAUUAUCUUCUCGGUCUGAUCACGAACGGGCCGUCUCGGGCCCAGUGGCAGAAGAUUGAACGGCUGGGACUCCGCAAGUACUUCGACUGCUUGCUGGUAUCCGGCGACCUGCCGUGGGAGAAGCCUGAUCAGCACAUCUUCCUAGAAGCUUGCAAGAUGCUCAACGUUGAGCCACGCAUGUGCAUCAUGGUCGGAGACAAACUGGAAACUGAUAUCAAGGGAGGUAAAGAAGCUGAAUUGGGCGGCACAGUUUGGAUUCCUCUGCAGAAAGACAUGGAAGCAUCCGACUUGCCAGAUUUCACUAUAGAUAAAGUGACAGAGUUACCCGAAGUGUUACCGAACUCUCCUAAACUGAAGCGCUCUGAGCACACAUCUAACAUCACAUGUGCAUAACUCUAUUUUUUCGAUGGCUGUAAUAUUCUACCUUUGGCAAUGACUUUUUGGACAUAGACAUACGCACUUUUUGGUCUGUGAACAGUAUUCAAACAAAAGUACAAAAUUUUGUUUACAGUACAAAUAUAUAGGUUUUAGUUUACUACACUCGAUAUUUAUUAACAUAAGGUUGCUACCACGAAUUUAUCUUAUGCAAAAGUUACCAUGCAAACUUGCAUAAUCCGUCGUAUACUUAUCCAAGUAUUAUGUUACAUCGUUAAAAAUAUUUAUUUUUCUGUCUUCUAGGUAAGAAUAUAAACGCCUGAUUACUUUUAAGGAAAAGAAGCAUAUUUUUAAUGCAUAUUUUUAUAAGGAGAUUUCAAACUUUAUUUUUUAAUUAAGUUUUGGUUGUACUCUAAGGAAACUUCUUAAGAGACUGUCUUAUAUGUGAUACUGGUAGUUGUAAAUGUUCCUUGUAAGAUGUCUUGCUUGGUUUGUGGUCGCUGAUUACAAUUAUAGAAAAAUUAAAUUAUUAUGGAGUUAUGUCACAUGGGUGCUCACAAAGUGAUAUGGUUGUAGGAAUUGUGGGUAUUCUGUUACUGUACAUUGUCGCGUAGAGAUAGCUCAUUAUAUCUGUAGACUGAUAUGUAUGUGUACAUGAUCUUUAGUAUGUAGUUCCUUGUAUAAAUCUCAAAAUUUAGUCAAUAUUAGUCUUAUGACAUACCUACCUUUGGUAGCCAGAUUUUAUCUAUGCUUAAUCAUUAUUUUAAUAUGUACGUAUCUGUGCCAUGUUUUGACUAUGAGGUUUUUAAAUAAACGAACUUUAACUUGACAAUAUU